GAAGAAGAAAGUGUGACGUCACGCAUGUGUGGGGAAAGCGCACUGCUUUGUGGGCUGUCUUUGGCAUCUGCUGGGUUUGUUUACAGCGACGCUGCCCAUGUGUUCUCCUUUUUCCGUUUUGACAGCGCAGAAAGAGAAAAAAAACAGAAGAUGGUGCAGACGUGCUGCAUCAUCAAGUGUCGCACUCGUUCACACGAUAAGCUCGGGCAAAGAAAAGACGAUGUGAAGUUUUUCUCUUUCCCAACGUGGAAACAGGGCCAGGGACCUCAGGUUUCUGACCUGACAAAGAGACGCCGAAUGGCCUGGGUAGAAGCCGUGAGGCGGCCGAACGUCACCUUCAGCUCCAUCCCCCGAUACAUGCUGGUGUGUUCACGGCAUUUCCACACCGGGAGACCGGCUUAUGAAAUGAAUGAAACUCAUCCAGACUGGGCCCCCUCGCUGAAUCUGGGCCACCCGGCGGAGGGGAGAGCCGGAGACACCGAGAAAUUUCAGCGGAGGAUAAAGAAACGGGGCGGCGCGAAGGCGGCUGGCGAGGCAGCCGCUCCGCCUGCGUCUCCCCCGCCGACACCAGAUGCGGUCGAGGAUGCAGCACCGGCAGUCGCUCCGCGGGGCUCAGAGCAACUCGGAGCUGCGCAGGCGGCGGAUCGAGUCCCACCGCUGGAUGACGCGCGAUGCGUCGCCUGGAAAAACGCGCACGGCGAAGGGGAGUCGACAGGGGCCGAGGUCAGCCGCUUGCUCGAGGAGAACGUGUCUUUAAAGAAAGAGCUCUCCGCGACGAGAAUGGACGAGGGGUUCUUCGCCGAGGCGGACGAGAAGGCCAGAGACGAAAAGGUGAAGUACUACACUGGGCUGCCGUACUGGACCUUGCUACAGUCUUUGCACACGGUCGUUGGUCCGUCUCUCGUGGAGGUGGGCGGAAAGCUGUCUCCCUUCCAGAUGCUCCUCCUGACUCUGAUGAGGCUGAAACUGUAUCUGCCCCAGCAGCACCUUGCAUACCUUUUCCACGUAAGCGACGCCCAAGUCUCUGACGUGUUUCAGGAGACGAUGGCCGCUCUGCAUUUCCACCUGGCGCCUUUGGUACACUGGCCGGCUAGACGUUCUCUACAACAAGCGAUGCCGGAUACGUUUGUGGAGAUAUUCGGCGGCGCGGUCGCCGUUAUUCUCGACUUCUUCGAGAUCGGCACCGAGAAGCCGUCCGAUUCGACGGCACAGCCGGAGACCUGCUCCCACUACGCGCAGAAACACACCGUUAAGUAUCUGAUAGGCAUCACACCGCAGGGGUCCAUCAUUUUCAUUUCCAAAGGGUGGGAAGGGGGGGAAGGGCGGGUGAGCGACAAGGACCUGAUCAAGCAGUGUGGCAUCCUCACCAAACUGUCGCCUGGAGACCUGGUGAUGGCGGAGCGGGGGUACGGGGACGGGAGCAGCCUGAUGUGCGCAGAGGUGAAAACCCCAGACUCCAUAAGAGGAUGCGCUCAGAUGGACCCCAAACCUGCGGAGGACAUGCGGCAGAUAGCUCACCUGAGGGCGAAUGUGCAAAGAGUUACAGGCUUGGUGCACGACAAGUACAGCAUACUUCAGCGCACGAUACCCGAGAGCCUACUGGAGCCACUGGAGGGCGAGGUUUUCCCCUUCAUAGAUAAGAUUGUGACCGUGUGCUGCGCUUUAACCAACAUGUCUCCGAGCGUUUUCCUGCAACGACAAGACAAUCUGACUCUAUAUAGUGAUGGAGAAACGGAGUGAUUCUUUUCACUCGUUGCUGCUAAAAGGCUGCAAACCGCUCACGUGGAAUGGAGGAGUGUAUAUUUAUGCACAUGCUUUUUAUUUCUAUCGUCUUACCAAUUCCUUUUUCGUUUUUCUACAAAUAAAAUGGAUGGAUUUUUUAAAAUCUUGCUCCACUUAUUUCUAUUCUUUUUUUUUUUUUUUUCUUAGCAUUGUAUUGCUACGUCAGGGAAAGGAAAAUCUCUAAUGUGGCACCAGACACGACACCAGUAUCUAUAUCUGAAACAAUACUCCAACUACUGUAAUUAUCCUGUGCCACUGACCCAUGCAAAAAUGUCUGACCGAGUUAUUUAUUUCAACUAUUGUGCGGUGCAAUGAAUGACACCGUGAAAGUUACAGUAACUGUGCAGAUGUGGUGCCAAAAACACAAUGUUGUGUGCAAAAUAAAUAUCACUGCAGAUCCUGAGGUCAACAUGUGGUACGCUGCUUCCAUUAAAAACACGGACAAUCAAAAUGAGGGAUUUGGAAGGGUGCCACCCACCACUCUUCUUAACACAAUUCCUACACAUUCUGGAAAAGUGUGUGCAGUGUAAAUAUUUGAUUCUAGCUUUGGCUUAUGACCUAUAGUUGUGUUGGACAGCAGCUGGCAGCCCCGAUCAAAAGUUUUUUUUGACCAAGAAAGCCAAUGCUGCUGAGCAAGACAGCUAAAACACCAAUGUUUUCUUUCCUCAAGCGACAGGUGACCUGUUCUCUGUUCUUACAAGAAUAUAUCAAAGGCAGACCUGGAUGAAAAUUAUGAUUUAGGAAUGAAAUUACAUUUUUUCUUUAGCCACAACUGUGUGUAAUUACUAUUUGUUUUGAUUAACAUCAAUAUCGGUCGAUGUCAACAUUUCAGCUGGGCUUUAUUUUGUGGGGCAAAAAUGUAGGGAUGUGUCUGUCUAAGCAGUGAAUGUGAACAUUUAUUGUUUUUCAUAUUAUUUAUGUUUGUUUUGAUAUCCUUUUUUCAAGAGUAGACACUACUUUUUAGAAACAAGGUAACUUAUAGAAUUGAAAGUGGAGUUGGAUGAUGUUGUUUUAUAAUUGUUGUGAGGAGAAACGUUAAAUAUAUUUAAGUACAUAUUUGGCACCAGGGAGGGUGAGAUCUGCGUAUGUUAUUUGCAGUUCAUAAACAAUGUAGGAAAAAUAAAACCAAAUGUAAAACACAA
Fundulus heteroclitus (mummichog) is the source of this 2924-nucleotide messenger RNA. RefSeq lists its product as uncharacterized. Bases 25 to 1740 code for a protein of 571 amino acids. Lineage: Eukaryota; Metazoa; Chordata; Actinopteri; Cyprinodontiformes; Fundulidae. The transcript has 2 exons. The record is from RefSeq and is a predicted model, not a curated record.